Molecule: messenger RNA, 3334 nt
Organism: Triticum aestivum (bread wheat)
Lineage: Eukaryota; Viridiplantae; Streptophyta; Magnoliopsida; Poales; Poaceae
Product: cation-transporting ATPase HMA5
Exons: 9
Coding region: 92-3088 (998 amino acids)
Biological process (GO): monoatomic cation transport
Cellular component (GO): membrane
Molecular function (GO): ATP hydrolysis activity; ATP binding; ATPase-coupled monoatomic cation transmembrane transporter activity
Source: RefSeq, a predicted model, not a curated record
CGGUCGGUCUCCCCUCCACAUUUUCCCUUCCCGUUCAUUCCCCUCCGAAUUAUUGCCUUGCCUCGCCUCGCCACCCCCGUCUCUGACGGCCAUGGCCCACCUCCAGCUCACGGCGGUCGCCGGCGGCCGCGACGACGAGAUGGAGGAGGUGGCGCUGCUGGGGUCCUACGGCGAGGCGGAGGGGCCGAGCUCGCGGAAGGGCCAGGAGGAGGAGGAGGCGGGCAUGCGGCGGGCCCAGGUGCGGGUCACGGGCAUGACGUGCUCCGCCUGCACGGGCGCCGUCGAGGCCGCCCUCUCCGCCCGCCGCGGCGUGCGCAGCGCCGCCGUGUCGCUGCUGCAGAACCGCGCCCACGUCGUGUUCGACCCCGCGCUCGCCAAGGAAGAGGACAUUGUAGAAGCAAUAGAAGAUGCUGGGUUUGAAGCAGAAAUCCUCCCAGAUUCUGCUGUUUCUCAGCCAAAGUCACAGAAGGCUUUGUCAGGCCAAUUUAGGAUAGGGGGGAUGACUUGUGCUGCCUGUGUGAACUCAGUUGAAGGGAUCUUAAAGAAGUUACCAGGUGUAAACAGAGCAGUUGUUGCAUUAGCGACCUCAUUAGGGGAAGUUGAGUACGAUCCGACUGCUAUUAGCAAAGAUGAGAUUGUUCAGGCUAUCGAGGAUGCUGGUUUUGAAGCCGCACUGGUACAAAGUAGUGAGCAAGAUAAGGCUUUAUUAGGUUUGAUAGGAUUGCAUACAGAGAGAGAUGUAAAUUUAUUGUAUGAUAUCCUGAGAAAAACAGAAGGCCUGCGGCAAUUUGAUGUAAAUUCUGUACGGGCAGAAGUUGAAAUUACAUUCGAUCCAGAAGUAGUUGGUUUGAGAUCGGUUGUGGAUAUUAUUGAUAUGGAAAGCAGUGGCAGACUGAAAGCCCAUGUACAGAAUCCAUAUGUACGGUCUUCUUCAAAUGAUGCACAAGAGGCUUCGAAAAUGCUUCACCUCCUUCGCUCAAGCUUAUUUCUAAGUAUUCAAGUGUUUUUUAUGCGCAUGGUAUGCCCUCACAUAUCUUUCAUCAACUCAUUCCUACUCAUGCACUGCGGACCAUUUCGUAUAGGAGAUCUGCUCAAGUGGAUGCUGGUGAGUGUAGUACAAUUUGUUGUUGGCAAACGUUUCUAUGUUGCAGCUUAUAGGGCCCUUAGACAUGGCUCUACAAAUAUGGAUGUAUUGGUCGUUCUUGGCACAACUGCAACAUAUGUGUACUCAGUUUGCGCGCUUCUUUAUGGGGCAUUCACUGGAUUUCAUCCUCCGAUGUAUUUUGAGACAAGUGCAAUGAUAAUUACAUUUGUGCUAUUGGGGAAGUAUCUUGAGGUGCUUGCUAAAGGAAGGACAUCAGAUGCAAUUAAGAAGCUUGUAGAGCUGGUUCCUGCUACAGCUAUCUUGCUUCUGAAAUACAAAGAUGGAAAAUAUGCUGGAGAAAAGGAAAUUGAUGCAUUGUUGAUCCAACCUGGCGAUGUCUUAAAAGUGCUUCCUGGUUCAAAGAUUCCUGCUGAUGGCAUUGUCACUUGGGGUACAAGCCAUGUUGAUGAAAGUAUGGUAACUGGUGAAUCUGCGUCUAUCUGCAAGGAAGUAUCCAGUUCAGUUAUUGGAGGCACCAUGAACCUAAAUGGCAUCCUUCACAUACAAGCGGCGAAAGUAGGAUCAGGGACAGUUUUGAGCCAGAUAAUAUCUCUUGUUGAGACUGCCCAGAUGUCUAAAGCACCUAUUCAGAAGUUCGCUGAUUAUGUGGCCGGCAUUUUUGUUCCUAUUGUCAUCACAUUGUCCUUACUGACAUUCUGUACAUGGUUUGUAUGUGGGACGCUGGGGGCAUAUCCAAAUUCAUGGGUUUCAGAAACUAGCAAUUGCUUUGUUUUCUCCCUCAUGUUCUCCAUCUCUGUUGUGGUAAUUGCCUGUCCAUGUGCUCUUGGUCUGGCGACACCAACUGCUGUUAUGGUAGCAACUGGAGUUGGCGCCAAUCAUGGAGUACUUGUAAAGGGUGGAGAUGCACUGGAGAGGGCUCAGAAUGUUAACUAUAUUAUAUUUGAUAAAACUGGGACACUGACACAAGGAAAGGCCACUGUAACAACGACGAAAGUGUUCUCAGGAAUGGAUGUUGGUGACUUCCUCACAUUGGUAGCAUCUGCGGAGGCAAGCAGUGAGCAUCCACUUGCAAAAGCUAUCUUGGAUUAUGCAUUUCAUUUCCAUUUCUUUGGCAAACUCCCCUCAUCAAAAGACGACGUUAAGAAAAGAAAAGAAGAUGCAUUCUCUCAAUGGCUCUUGGAAGUUGCUGAUUUUUCUGCCUUGCCUGGCAAAGGAGUUCAAUGUUUGAUCAAUGGGAAGAUGAUUCUGGUGGGCAACCGUACUUUGAUAUCUGAAAAUGGGGUUAACAUUCCUGAAGAGGCUGAAAGUUUCUUGGUAGACAUGGAAUUGAACGCAAAGACAGGCAUUCUUGUAGCAUAUGAUGGCGACUUCAUUGGUUUGAUGGGGGUAACCGAUCCCUUGAAAAGGGAGGCUGCUGUAGUUAUAGAAGGCCUAAAAAAGAUGGGCAUUUAUCCAGUUAUGGUGACAGGGGACAAUUGGAGGACUGCACUGGCAGUUGCAAAGGAGAUUGGAAUUGAAGAUGUGAGAGCAGAGGUUAUGCCUGCCGGAAAAGCUGACGUAAUCCGCUCUUUCCAAAAGGAUGGGAGCGUGGUUGCAAUGGUUGGAGAUGGGAUCAAUGAUUCCCCUGCCCUGGCAGCAGCUGACGUCGGGAUGGCCAUCGGUGCAGGGACUGACAUCGCCAUCGAGGCAGCAGACUAUGUGCUGGUGCGGAAUAACCUUGAAGACGUCAUCACGGCGAUUGACCUCUCAAGGAAGACGUUCAGCCGAAUCCGGUGGAACUACUUCUUUGCCAUGGCGUAUAACAUCGUUGCCAUCCCUGUGGCUGCCGGCGCACUCUUCCCCUUCACCGGCCUGCAAAUGCCGCCGUGGCUGGCUGGCGCUUGCAUGGCCUUCUCGUCGGUUAGUGUAGUAUGUUCCUCGCUGCUGCUGAGGAGAUAUAGAAAACCAAGGCUUACCACCGUCUUGCAGAUAACUGUAGAGUGAUUUCAACUUGGAACCUAACCCGCCUGUUUUUGUGUGUGACAUUUCUACUUGAAAGAAAUGGAUAUGGCAUCUGUUUGUAACUCAGUGAUGAUACAGUUUUUGACACCUGUGCUUGUAAAUAGCAUAUAUAUACACAGAUGUAGAUUGUGUGUAAUUCAGAUUCCCAGUUGUUCACAGGAUGUUAAUUGGCUAGUCGAACAUAUGGGACUGCGAGCCUCUUUUACUUGAGAAGUUGUGAAGAAUUAA